Messenger RNA from Penaeus vannamei (Pacific white shrimp), 1536 nucleotides. RefSeq names its product protein lifeguard 4. Gene Ontology annotation, biological process: negative regulation of apoptotic process. NCBI's taxonomy places the organism in Eukaryota, Metazoa, Arthropoda, Malacostraca, Decapoda, Penaeidae. The record is from RefSeq and is a predicted model, not a curated record.
CGCAAUCCUGUCGUGACGUCAGUCAUCUCCUGGAACGUCAAGGAGGUGCUAAACAUCUUCUAUUCCUCUUUCACUUUUCACGACAGAAGGCCGUUUCGAGACAAACGGCAUUCAACCAUCAUGUCGACGCCACUACUUAUACCGCAGAACCUGAGCCAAGGGGAAAAAGGAGGAAUUGCGAAUGAUUUCAUGUACAGCAAUAAUGUUGCUGGUAGCCACAUCUACAUUCGUAUGGGCUUCUUAAGGAAGGUCUAUGGCCUACUCUCUGUCCAGUUGUUGGUCACCACCGUUGUUGCUGCAACAUGUGCCUACACACCUGUUCUGAAGGAUACCAUCCAUGCCAAUCCAUGGCUUCUCAUCAUGUGUCUUCCUUUAGCUCUGGGAGUGCUGAUAGCACUUCAUGUGAAAAGACAUCAUGUACCUGUCAACUUCUUGCUUCUUGGAGCAUUUACUAUUAUUGAAUCCAUAACUGUGGGAGUAGCUGUGAGCAUGUAUGAAGCCGAAUCAGUAGUGAAAGUAUUUGUCCUGACUCUGGCCAUCACCUUUGGACUCACUGCUUACACCUUCCAAACAAAGAGGGAUUUCACCAAAAUGGGUGCUGGGUUGAUGAUCACUCUGAUUAUCUUGAUUGGCGUAGGGUUCAUGAACAUGUUUCUUGGAAGCACAGGCCUGGAACUGGUAUUGUCUGGCUUUGGAGCUCUCAUCUUCUGUCUCUUCAUUGUAUAUGACACUCAGAUGAUGAUGGAGAAAUUGUCCCCAGAAGAAUACAUACUUGCAACUAUCAACCUGUACCUAGACAUCCUUAAUCUCUUCCUUGAGCUGCUGCGCAUAUUUGGGGAUCGCAAAGGAUAAUCUGAGAAAGGAUCAAGAUAUAUACAGGAUGAUGUUGGCAGUAGAAUCUUGUAAUGUUAUUAUCAUUAAUGUUGAUUUUAUAUGUUGAAGUACAUGUGUUUUAAGGGCUUAUUUAUUUGGAGAACAAUUACAAAAAGGAGUACUCUGUAUACUGAUUAUGCUACAGGCAAGGAUUCAUGUUUAUUAUGUGAUUAUUAUCUGCGAAGGCACUGGAACAGUUUUAACAUUACUUCACUUUGGGAAUAGAUAAGUUUAUAAAUGGAUCAGCUGAGCAGACUGGUUGAGGUGCUAACACUUGACCUGGGAACCAAGGUUGUGGUAGCUUAUUUUUGUAAACAGAUUUUUUUCAUUAGGUAUCAGACUAUUCAGUAUUCUGUGUUUUCAUUGAUGUGUAUUGCACACUAUACUGUAAAUUGUUCUUUUAUAGAAUUAUUCUUCAAUUGAUGGAAUAUAUACUAUAUCUAAAUGUCCUAUAUUAAGAUGUGAUGUCAUUUAUAGAGUUAUUGGCUGGUAUUAGUAUAAUGAAUCAUAGUCUAUUACAGUUUUUGUGAUAUAAUCCAGGUUCUUAUUUUUUGGAUAGAUGUAUCAUAUUCUUUCAAGAAAUGUGAUUUGAUUAUCAUAAAUAGAAUUGUAUAGCUAAACUGAAAUAUUAUUUAUGUUGAUUAUUAAAAACAUUUUAUAAGU